CACUGCGAGAGCGAGCGUGUGAGUAGAUCGACGACGACGACAGACAUGGCGAUGAGGAAGGAGGAAGUGGUGGCCGUGAUGCUAAUGCUGGUGGUGCUGGCCCCAGGCAAGGCGCGCGCGGCGUGCGAGGUGACGCAGCUGGCGAUGUGCGCGUCGGCGAUCCUGGGCGGGACGAAGCCGAGCGGGGAGUGCUGCGGCAACCUCCGGGCGCAGCAGGGGUGCUUCUGUCAGUACGUCAAGGACCCCAACUACGGGCACUACGUCAACAGCCCCCACGCCCGCGAGACACUCCAGACCUGCGGCAUCGCCCUCCCGCACUGCUAGGCCACCUAGCCGGCCGAGUGUACUCAGCUAGGCUAGUUACUCUAGCUGAGUUAGUUCUGUGGUACGCAAGUGUGUUGGUAUGAUCGAAUAAAACGAUGGUGAUCUACGGCGCCAGGCUGCUGGACGCGUCCGACUGCAUCUUGGAGCAGCGCCGGACGGCCCCUCAUAUGUCCUGCCGGACAGGCACUCUCCUCGUAUGGCAAAAUGAAAUUCAAUGUCCUAGACACGGCUGGAUAACGUGAUAAAUCACUCGCCA
Molecule: messenger RNA, 580 nt
Organism: Triticum urartu
Lineage: Eukaryota; Viridiplantae; Streptophyta; Magnoliopsida; Poales; Poaceae
Source: RefSeq, a predicted model, not a curated record